Heterobilharzia americana is the source of this 2239-nucleotide messenger RNA. The record is from the annotation of a GenBank genome assembly. NCBI's taxonomy places the organism in Eukaryota, Metazoa, Platyhelminthes, Trematoda, Strigeidida, Schistosomatidae.
ACAUUUUGUGGUUUUUUCGCGCUAAAGAUAACUUGAGAUUGUAGUUAUCGUUAACUAAUAUGUGACUGAUGAUUAAUGUCCACUCUUGUGAAAGGCAUGCGAAAUUAAAUAUUUUGAAAGUAUCCCUUCUUGACGAUAAGCAUAUUUGCUACAAGUUCACAAAAGAGACACUUGUUGAAGAUGUUUUUCACGACGUAUGCACAUCGAUCCAGCUGCAGGAACGUGAUAUCUUUGGAAUUGCUAUACCUUCUGAUGAGGGGUGGUUGUUCAUAGAGCCUAGUGAGCCUUUGCACAAGAUAGUAGACACUUACCUCACUCCUACUGUCAGAAAAUCCAGGCUGGGUAUUUUCUUCUUACCAACAAAUAAAUCAACUUUUCCUAAUCAAUCAUCUUCAACCUCAUCAUAUCCAACUGUAUAUUUUCGUAUUCGAUUUUAUAUUCCAAUACAUUGUUUAAAUGAACGUGUAACACAACAUGUUUAUUACAAACAAUUGAGAAAAAAUCACAUUGCCUACAAUUUAUUCUGUGAUUCUAAUAUCUAUUUACAAUUAGCCGCCUUUGCAUUACAAGCUGAAGUAGGUGAUGCACCAAAAAUGUAUAAUCGUGAGACGAUCACAUCUUAUUUUGUACCAGAACUUUAUUAUCCUAGUAAAUUUAUUGAAUUAUGGGACAGUGACGAACUAGUCUAUCACACCUUUAUACGUCAUUCAGCACUUCGUAACACAGUAGCCUAUUUGGCUGAAUUUCAUUUUAUUCGUCUGGCAACUAAACUGAACUCAGAUUUCAAUUUACACAUGUAUCCGCUUAAGAAAUAUGCACAAAAAUGUCGUUUCUCUGUAUGGAUCGGUGUUAGUCCGAAGGGAUUCACGUUAUAUCAGCAGUUCCCUGAUGACUGGAUUAUUCCUACAAAUCGGAUUAAAUGGAAUGAGAUUGAACGAAUGUAUUAUAAUCAUCAUGAAGUGACCAUCUGUUUACGUUCCAAAGCUCGAAGACGUGAUUUCAAGAUGAAUCGAAGAUUGUCCGCAAGACAUCUGUUUUGUUUAAUUACAAAUAUGCAUUUCUAUCAGUCAGUUGCUGAAAUGUUUGCACCCCAUUCAAAUGGUUUAUUGGAACAAAUUGUUUUAGGUAACAUGAACAGGGGACUCGUCAAACUUCGAUCGUCUUAGUGAUCGAUUCGUUCGGUGGAGUGAAGUUAACCUAGAAGCUGGAAAAGUUUUUUUUUUAAGACAGCAUUCAUUUUGUAAUUAAUUCUCCCGGAAACAGUGUCACCUUUGAAACCAAGAUUUAGGAAAAUAAGCUUCACGACUGUACCACGCAUAUUUUAUAGUUUUAGUCGGUAAAUUGUUGUGCUUAAUGAUGAAUUUCUGUAAAAAUCCGUUGUCAUGGAGGCAAGUUUCGAUAUCGUUCACUUCCUCUUCCAGUGUCUCUUUUGCAAUAAAGAUGUCUUAUGCGGUUGUGUUUUCACCAGCUCUUUCUUAUAACUGAUGUUAUAUUAUUGUUAUAAUGGGUGCAUUCUUCUUACAGCUUCUUGAUUUUUUGAUUUAUAUAUUCACUUCCUUUACGAAUUGUGCACCACUGUAUCAAUUGUAGUGAACUAAACCGGUGUACUAUCAUCCCACUAUCUACGAUGAAUCAUUUACUCAGUCUGAAAAAUAUUGAUUUAUUUAAUUCUUGUCAAAUUAGUUAUAUAACUUAAAUCAGCUUCAAUCUAGAUAUACAACCAUAAUCUUUGACAUAUUUUAUUCAUAGUUUAAUCAAUUUCCUACAGAUUCCAUGCGUUAAUGAGGAUAAUUUGAUUUAUACGGCUGGAUAGUUUCCUGUGAAAUCAUAAGAGAGUGGACUGUGGACAUUUUUUCGUCAAAAAACAGUACACAAUUUCAUUUAUCUUUCAAGACUACGUGAUAAAAUCUCUGACCUGUUGUAGUUUUAUUUUUCUACUUUAUGUAUUUCAACUUGUCACAGAUGGACACACAUAACUAGGCCUACAUCAUUUAUGUUUCAUCGAUUUGCAAACAAAAACUUUUUCCACUAAAAAAGGACUUCUUUUUUACCCCUAGUGAAUUAUUAUCUCAAUUUUGCUAAAAAAAAAAAACUAGCGAGUAGAUAUUGCACCGAAUUCCUUGCUGUGUAACAAGGUUUGAUGAUUAUGAUUGACAAAAGCCGUUGAUGACCACUUAAAGUGUACUAUUUAACUAACUGUUAGAUUAACAAUCACAGUAGUGCAUUAUUUGACCAUAAG